Molecule: messenger RNA, 333 nt
Organism: Hirsutella rhossiliensis
Lineage: Eukaryota; Fungi; Ascomycota; Sordariomycetes; Hypocreales; Ophiocordycipitaceae
Exons: 2
Coding region: 1-333 (110 amino acids)
Source: RefSeq, a predicted model, not a curated record
AUGAGACUCCGCGUCCUCGUCGGCGGCCUCCUGGUCGGCACCGCAGCCGCGGCCCCGGCCACGGAUCCCAAGUCAGAGGGCGGUGGCAAGGGCGGUGGCAAGGGCGGUGGCGGCGGCAGCCAGACGCGCAUCCUCAUGUCGGGCGAGGGCAGCAUCAUGCUGGGCACGGUGCGGGCGUCCGGGGCCGGCAUCGACAUCAAGCUCAACCACUCGACCAAGGGCAUCCCGUCGUGGGUGGCGUUCCGGGCGCCCGACACGCUCUUCGCCCUCGACGAGGCGGGCACCGAGGUGCGGCCUUCGCCGGCAGCGCGGGCCUGGUGCACCUGGCGCUGA